Daldinia childiae is the source of this 1932-nucleotide messenger RNA. RefSeq names its product putative x-pro dipeptidyl- protein. NCBI's taxonomy places the organism in Eukaryota, Fungi, Ascomycota, Sordariomycetes, Xylariales, Hypoxylaceae. The record is from RefSeq and is a predicted model, not a curated record. The transcript has a single exon. Bases 1 to 1932 code for a protein of 643 amino acids.
AUGAUGAAGCGUUCGCUAUCGGCAGAUAUGAAAUGCAAACUUUCCAAUGCCGGAUGGGAUUUCGGACACAGCAGGGACCCUAAGAAGAUGUAUGAUUUAAUUCGUAAGAUUGCUCAAAAUGGACAAGACGGCGAGAGCGACACGGCUUCCAAACCACCGUCGCCACUAGAGUCAAAUGCUGUAGUAGACGAUCUUACCAAGGAAAUAGAGUUGAUAGAGAAGGAAGAUGGCGAGGAGGACUGGACUGCCGUCGAAGUACCGUCUAAAGAGCCACCUCCCGAGUCAAUUCAGGAUCGCGUUGUACGUGUAUGGAACGACCUACGAGACUUAACAGCUUAUUAUGAUAUCGAUGGCUCCGCAUCACGGAAUGCAAGGCUGGAAACAUUCUACCAAGAUGAACUUGCAGACCUCGAAAGACAGCCUUUCGACUCCUACUCUUCACAGGAUGAUAGGGUCGACCAUCUGCUACUUCGGAACUACCUACGGCGCGCACGACGCACACUUGAGCUCGAUAAGGCUCGAGAUGCCAAGUUUACAGCCUUCAUUGAACCGUUUGCUACUCCCAUUACGACAUGGUGCGAACAGCGCCGGCGUGUCGAGCCGAUUGAUCCAAAGGCUCUUGCUGAUAGCCUUACUGCGACGGAGAAGCUUAUCUUCGAGGCUCGAGAUCACGUCAGUCACAAUGCUGGCAAGUACUCGAAGGCUACUGGACAUCGUGCCGUCCGCAGGGUCGCAGCUCUACGAAAAAAGCUCGCGGAGACGUACUCUUUCUACAAGGAUUACGACCCCCUAUUCGACUGGUGGGUCACGGAGCCUUAUAAACGCCUCGAUGUGGCUCUUGGUGGAAUUGUAACUCUCCUACGCGAGGUUCUGGUAGGCGUAAAACCCGGUGAUGAAGAGACCAUCGUUGGAGAACCCAUUGGACGCGACGGCCUGCUGAGUGAUCUCGAAGCUGAGAUGAUCCCAUACACACCCGAAGAACUUUUACGUAUCGCGGAGAAGGAAUAUGCAUGGUGCGAAGCGGAGAUGAUCAAGGCAUCGCAGCAACUCAACUUUGGAACGCACUGGCGCAGCGCCCUCGAGCACGUCAAGAACUUGUACGAACCACCGGGAGCAUACCCAGCUUUCAUCCGGUCGCUCAUCAACGAGGGUGCCGCGUAUGUCAAAAAACACGAUCUUGUAACGGUACCGCGCAUCGCCGAGGAGGCUAUCCGUAUGACUAUGAUUGAAGCAGAGCGGCAGAAGGUGUCGCCGUUCUUCCUCGGUGGCCCGACUAUGCAAAUGUCUUAUCCUACGCGGGAUAUGGCACACGAGGCCAAGCUCAUGUCGCUGCGCGGUAACAACCGGCACUUUGGGCGAGCGACAGCCUUUCACGAGAUGAUUCCAGGUCAUCACUUGCAGAUCUUCAUGGGAGAACGGCACCAUCACUACCGCCGCGCGCUUUUCGACACCCCCUUUUUCGUCGAGGGGUGGGCACUCUACUGGGAGAUGGUACUCUGGGAACGAGGCGACUUCUUCGUGAGCGCUGAAGAUAAGAUUGGCUCGCUGUUCUGGCGUAUGCAUAGGUGCGCGCGGAUUCUGUUUUCUGUACGUUUCCACCUAGGCCAAUUAGACGCACGGCAGUGUGUUGAUCUCCUCGUCAACAAGGUAGGUCACGAGCGCGCAACGGCUGAAGGCGAGGUCCGACGUAGUCUUGGCGGCGACUAUUCGCCUCUAUACCAAGCCGGCUAUAUGCUUGGAGCGCUGCAACUGAUGCGUCUGCGAAAGGAGGCCCUAGGAGAUGGGCACGGGAAGAUGCGCGAGAAGGAGUUCCACGACCGGGUCUUGCGCGCUAAUGUCAUGCCUAUUGAGAUGCUUAGAGCAUUGGUUCUGGAUAAGGAGCUUAAGAAGGAUUUCAAGUCGGGGUGGAGGUUUUAUGAGGAUAAGCUAUAG